This is a messenger RNA of Blastomyces gilchristii SLH14081, 708 nucleotides long. RefSeq lists its product as uncharacterized. The coding region runs from base 1 to 708 and encodes 235 amino acids. The transcript is spliced from 2 exons. NCBI's taxonomy places the organism in Eukaryota, Fungi, Ascomycota, Eurotiomycetes, Onygenales, Ajellomycetaceae. The record is from RefSeq and is a predicted model, not a curated record.
AUGACAGAUUUCGCAGUAUGGAGCCCUAUUGUGUCAUUCCUCACCCUAAUCCAGUAUAUAAAUGGGUUGGCUGGUGCAGCAGGAGAAAUGCGAACCGCCGAUGACAUUAUAAAUUGCACGUCCGACCUACUUAUCGGCGUCAAAUAUGAUUUCGAAAAUUUUAGAAACUAUCUACCAAGUUCGCGCAGAAGAUACACCGAACGCCAGAUUGACCGCACCGACAAAGAGCUCAAAAAGGCGCAACAAAUCAUCGCUGGCAGCAAGGACAAAAAUGCGGCCAAGCGCCGAAUCAACGACAUCUGUUGGGUCCUAAAAACUAAAGCAGAGUUACAGACGUGCUUAACUGCGCUUCGUCUAUAUCAUAUCACACUAUCACAGAUACGCUCGGAAUUGGCCUUCUUGGAGAGCACAAUUCCCUGGACCUCGAAUCGUUUGUGCCUGGAACUGCGAACAUUUUCAAACCCACGUUUAGGACCACCGGUCGAUAUGAACAAGGAACCCAGGGUGUUAACCUGGGCUGAAGGCGAACGCUCAAAUGGCAGCCAGCACUCACUCCCGACAUCGCAGCCUCGGCACCGGUUUCUUACAAUGUCUUCGUUACCCUACGCGGACGACCGCUUUGCAAUCUCCCCACGUUACUCGGAUCCAGAAGAUUUGGGCUUGUGGCUUCUCCAGCAACGCUGUGACGUUGACCGUGUGCGAGAUUAG